UUUAUAAAUACAGUAUUCGCCUCCUAAUUUCCCUUUUUUUAAUUCCCCGGCGAAGAAGAUAUUUUAUACUCAUCUGAUCUCAUCUUCCUCACACUUGUUUUCGUCGUCUUGUUCGAUUGAAAUCAAUGGUACUCGGAGCUGCAGCGCGUGUAGCUAGCGUCGGUUGCCGUAGGCUCGUCUGCUCCUCCUCACAUGCUUCCCCCCUCCUCGUCUCCUCCUCUCAGUGCCGCCAGAUGAGUAUGGAUGCACAAAGCGUCUCCGAGAAGCUCAGGAGCUCGGGACUUUUGCGAACACAAGGUCUAAUAGGAGGAAAGUGGAUUGAUUCGUAUGACAAGACCACAAUCAAGGUUAACAAUCCAGCAACGGGUGAAAUUGUAGCUGAUGUUGCAUGUAUGGGAGUCAAAGAGACGAAUGAUGCUAUUGCUUCUUCUUACGAAGCAUUCCAAUCUUGGAGCAGACGGACUGCUGGAGAGAGGAGUAAAGUUUUAAGGCGAUGGUUUGACCUUCUGGUUGCACACAAGGAAGAACUUGGACAACUUAUAACUUUGGAGCAAGGAAAACCACUAAAGGAGGCUAUAGGAGAGGUCGCAUAUGGGGCAAGUUUUAUUGAGUACUAUGCGGAGGAGGCAAAACGUGUAUACGGUGACAUAAUUCCUCCUAAUUCGUCUGAUCGCCGGUUGUUGGUCCUAAAACAGCCUAUUGGUGUUGUUGGCGCAAUUACCCCUUGGAACUUUCCCUUAGCUAUGAUUACUCGAAAGGUUGGUCCUGCUCUGGCUUCUGGUUGCACGGUGGUUGUUAAACCAUCUGAACUUACGCCCCUGACAGCACUUGCUGCGGCCGAACUUGCACUUCAAGCUGGAGUUCCUCCAGGUGCACUUAAUGUGGUCAUGGGAAAUGCUCCUGAAAUUGGGGAUGCUUUGCUUGCAAGUCCACAGGUGAGGAAAAUCACGUUCACAGGAUCAACAGCAGUUGGGAAGAAGUUGAUGGCAGCUGCUGCACCUACCGUCAAGAAGGUUUCUCUAGAACUUGGCGGCAAUGCACCCUCCAUAAUAUUUGAUGAUGCAGACCUGGAUGUAGCAGUUAAAGGAACGCUUGCAGCGAAAUUUAGGAACAGUGGUCAGACAUGUGUAUGUGCGAACAGAGUACUUGUGCAAGAUGGUAUCUAUGAUAAAUUUGCUGAGGCCUUUUCUGAAGCGGUUCAAAAAUUAGAAGUAGGAGAUGGCUUUAAGGAGGGGGCAACCCAGGGUCCACUUAUAAACGAUGCAGCAAUUCAGAAGGUAGAGUCAUUCGUGCAAGAUGCCGUUUCCAAGGGAGCAAAAGUCCUUCUCGGCGGCAAAAAGCACAGUCUAGGGAUGACUUUUUAUGAGCCUACUGUUAUCCGUGAUGUUACGAGUAACAUGAUUAUGUCUAAGGAGGAGAUUUUCGGACCCGUAGCUCCCCUUAUUCGGUUUAAGACUGAGGAGGACGCUAUCAGAAUCGCUAAUGACACUAUUGCAGGACUUGCUGCGUAUAUAUUCACAAACAGUGUCCAACGAUCGUGGCGUGUAUCCGAAGCACUUGAAUACGGACUUGUAGGGGUGAAUGAAGGAAUCAUAUCAACAGAGGUGGCUCCAUUCGGUGGAGUGAAGCAGUCUGGACUUGGAAGGGAAGGAUCUAAGUACGGUAUGGACGAAUACCAUGAGAUCAAAUACAUAUGCAUGGGAGAUAUGAACAGACAGUGAUUUGGUUUGUUAGAUAGCUUGGAAAUGGUCAGCUACUCCUGCACUUAUAUAUCCUUCCAAUAACGGCUUACCUUUGAAGAGUUGUUCGUUGUUACUUUGAAACAUAAUAAAGGUUUGGAGAUUUUUUAUUUAGAAAUAAAGAAUUGGUCUAGUACGGACCAAUAUGUUUUAGCAUGGUUUUUGAAUGAUUUUGUUUCAAGUGAAUUUUUGUGUUAUAUUCUGACAAUUUCUGCUUCGUAUAUACUAAAAAGAGAAGUCUUGUUCUUGGAAAUCGAUGUGUUUUAUUUUA
Molecule: messenger RNA, 2010 nt
Organism: Brassica oleracea var. oleracea
Lineage: Eukaryota; Viridiplantae; Streptophyta; Magnoliopsida; Brassicales; Brassicaceae
Product: succinate-semialdehyde dehydrogenase, mitochondrial
Exons: 20
Coding region: 126-1721 (531 amino acids)
Biological process (GO): GABA catabolic process
Molecular function (GO): succinate-semialdehyde dehydrogenase (NAD+) activity
Source: RefSeq, a predicted model, not a curated record